AUGAGAAAAUCUCAGGUGCUAAGACUAAUAUUUACCUUCGUUGGUGGCAGUUUGAUGGGACGGAAACUUGUGAAUGCAGACAUGGAUGAGAAGCGUAACGGUGUUGCAGGGAAGUCAAAUGGAAUGUCACAGGGUGGUGGUGCUCGCGUUUCUGCUAGGAGUACUUCGGUAGACCAUUAUCAAGGGAAAGAAAAGGGAGAGUUGGGAAUUGUUGAGCAUCAGGAUGUGUUAGAUGUUAAGAACACAAACAAUGGAAACUCUGAAGCAGCACGCACGGUUGCUUUGGUGACUGAAAAGCAUGGAGACGGAAACAUCUCAGCCAAUGCAAACAAUGUGCUGUCACCUGUCAGUGGAAAGAGCUCAAAGCAGAGCUCGCCGAAGUCAGUGAGAAAGGUCUUCCGACAUGAUGACAAGCAUUAUGAUGAAGACGACAAGUGCUCAGUUGCUUCCUCAACUGCUGCAUCCGUUCGAACUAUUAAAUCUGUCACUGUUGGCACAGCUCCCACUUUCAAAUCUGCUGAACGUGCCCACAGGCGAAGGGAGUUUUAUACAAAAUUGGAGGAAAAACACAAAGCUCUGGAGACUGAGAAAAGCCAGGCUGAGGCUAGGACCAAGGAAGAGCAUCAAGCAGCCAUCAGGCAGAUGAGAAAGAACAUGGUGUUUAGAGCAAACCCAGUGCCUAAUUUCUACUAUGAGCCACCUCCACCGAAGACUGAACUGAAAAAGCUGCCAUUGACGCGGCCAGUAUCACCGAAGCUUAACCGGAGAAAGAGCUGCGGAGAUGCAGCUGUGAGCACAUAUCAGGAGCAAGAUCAACAACAGGUCAUCAGCAAGCAUUGUGCCAGGCAGCGCCACAGCCUUGGCAGCCAUGCCCAUAAAGAAUCCCCAUCUGGUCCAAGAGCCAGGACUCGUACCAGCAGCGGUGGACAGACAGCAAAUGGCAGUACCCACCACAACAAGGCAAAAAGGGAUUCUGGGUCGGAACAACAUGUAACUACUACUACCACCACAAAUGCUGCUGCUCCUGCAAACAUGGCCGCUGAGCAGCCAAGCGUCAACAUCUCUGUUGAGUCAUGA
Messenger RNA from Linum trigynum, 1077 nucleotides. Lineage: Eukaryota; Viridiplantae; Streptophyta; Magnoliopsida; Malpighiales; Linaceae. The record is from the annotation of a GenBank genome assembly.